Exophiala oligosperma is the source of this 4703-nucleotide messenger RNA. RefSeq lists its product as uncharacterized. Lineage: Eukaryota; Fungi; Ascomycota; Eurotiomycetes; Chaetothyriales; Herpotrichiellaceae. The coding region runs from base 527 to 4135 and encodes 1202 amino acids. The transcript has 2 exons. The record is from RefSeq and is a predicted model, not a curated record.
GAUGCUGGAGUUGAAGCGAAUUGGUGCAUUGAGUUGCAUUGCGCACGCCUCAGUGACCCUCGCGCAGCCUGUAUGCUCGACAGUAGCCAUUUCCACGUACUGCCGACCACACCGACCCCAUAGUGCAAUUUCUCAGGCACGGUUUAGGGACUUGAAGCGCAGUCUUAACGCCUGGUGCGCCUAUGCCAGGGCCUUUGCAGAGGCCUUGGGCAAAACGCCGCCGCCCCACGAAACUCGCCUGCACUGUAACUGGCAUCGAACUUCCCUUCAAUCCAGCACAACCGCCUUCCUUACAUCUGUUCAAAUCACCACAACAUUGCGACCGAUUUGUCUUGCUGGCACCGGAUCUCGCCUCCUUUGUCCUCGAUCGAUCUAUCUCGCAACAAUCAAUCUUCGGAGCCCUUAGAUUUGUCAUACCCCGCCGGCUGCGAAACGAAUCCGACACCUUAGAUGUCAAGCUGAUCAGAUCUCGCAACGGCGUGAAGCCUCUGAUCAGACCCUGUAUUAGAGCAAAUUGUGCUUCACGAUGCCGUCAAAGAAGAAAGCAACAACCCACGUCCAUGCAGCGAAACCACAGCCUUCCAACGACUCCCUAAAGAAUGCGCCAACACCUCCCUCGACACUCCAAAAGUCCGACCCUGUCGCACACUCGGCCACGCUGAUCAACGGACAAAAGCCUGCCAGCAAAGGAGACAACGAUUCCAAGACAGGCGAUACCACAGAGUCAGCAGGGGAACCCACACCGACUCCGGCAGUAAACCGAAAAAAGCAAAAAAGACGGGAGAAGGAGGCAGCGAAACGAGCCGCGGAACAAAAGCAACCCAAUGGUGAUGUCUAUUCAAUCCCGAAGCCACAUGGACAACUGCCUCCAGUCAAGCAAGGGCGAGGCCCGGUAAAGGGCUACUUCACCGAAGAACCAGAUUAUCCGGAUCCUUCUGAUCCGUCCUAUGCUGAUAUCGGAAGUCCCGAAGAAGCCUUUUACAGUGGUGACGAGGAUCCCCACUAUGCCGACGGUGCGGAAGGCAUGCACGACAGCUCAUGGCUGAAUACGAGCAAGCGGAAAAAGUCCAAAGGUGGAAAGUCGCAUCUACCAGACACCGAAUCCUUAUCACGGUCUUCCACCAUGCUGUCGAGGUCACACAUCCCACCCUUGUCCAAUGCAGCUAUGCGAGCAUCCCAGAAACUGUCCAGUAGCGACCAUAUCUGGAACACCUCGACGCAGGCCGAACGAGAAAAUAUCAAACAAUUCUGGCUGGAACUGGGGGAGGAAGAACGCCGCUCGCUAGUAAAAGUGGAGAAAGAGGCUGUUUUGCGCAAAAUGAAGGAGCAGCAGAAACAUUCAUGCAGCUGUUCGGUGUGUGGACGGAAGCGGACAGCAAUCGAGGAAGAGUUGGAGGUUCUCUACGAUGCGUACUAUGAGGAACUCGAGCAAUUCGCCAACCACAACACGGACCUGUCCAGCGUACCGCAGAUGAUGGCCCCACCUCGCCCACCGUUCAGAAGAGUCACACAUCCGAUGGCAGGCUCAUUUCCUUCUCGAGGUCGUGUACACGAGGUCGACGAGGACGAUGAAGACCUGGAGGAUGAAGACGAGUAUGACGAGGAGGACGAUGAGGCGUAUAGUGACGAAGAUGAUUACGAUGAUCAUGGGCUUCCGCCUGGUCCGCCUGACUUCUUCCAAUUUGGCAACAGUUUGACUGUCAAGGGUCUGAGUGAACAAUUUCCGGGGUCUUGGCUGGGAAAGCUGACAAUCUUGAUAGAUGGCAUACUCACCGUUGCAGAUGAUCUGCUGAAGAACGAUGGGAAGCAUUUCAUAGACAUGAUGGAGCAGCUGGCGGAGAGACGCAUGCAACGUGAGGAAGACAUUCACUACCCCAGUUCUUCAUAUGCUCAUCGAGAUUAUCAUCAAGGUCACAAUCAUCCUCCUAUAGAUGAUGACGAUGACUAUGACGACGAGGAAGAUGAUGAGGACUAUGAUAGUCAGGAGGAGGAUGAUUUCGAAGGGGACGAAAUGGACUCCAUGACUGAAGAACAACGGAUGGAAGAAGGCCGACGAAUGUUUCAGAUAUUCGCAGCUCGGAUGUUCGAACAGCGCGUUCUGACGGCAUAUCGAGAGAAAGUGGCAGCAGAACGCCAGAAGAAGCUUCUCGAAGAACUCGAUGAAGAGUCACGUCUCGACAGUCAACGAGAAGCCAAGAAGGCUAGAGAAGCGGCCAAGAAGAAGGAGAAGAAGAAAUUGCAGAAGAUGGCCAAGGAUGAAGAGAGGGCUAAGAAAGAGGCUGAGAAGGCGGCGCAAGAAGCAGCGGCCCGCGAACUGGAAGAGAAGCGCCAGGAAGAUCAGCGUAAACGACGCGAGGAGCAAAGAAAGAAGCGGGAGGCUGAAAAGAAAGCUGCCGAGGAGGAACGCCUGCGGAAAGAGGCCGAGAAACACCGAAAGCAGCAGGAGCAGCGUGAACGACAGCUCGAGCUCGAACGCAAACAACGUGAAGCCAAGGAACGAGAACGGCUGAAACGCGAGGAGAUGAAGAAGAAAGAGCGCGAAGAACGAGAGCUGAAAGAAAAGGAGGCGAGGGAACGCAAAGCGAAAGAGGACCAGGAGAGAAAGGCCAAGGACGAGCAAGCGAAGAAAGAGAAAGACGCAGCGCAGAGAGCACAUCAAUCCUCUGCGAAGCAACAACCCGUAGCUCUGCCGCCUGGUCUACAUCCUCCUUCACGAGGUUCAAGCAUUCACUCGCCGCAUUUUCAGGUUGCCACACCGGUCGUUCCUCCUAAGGUCCCUACACCUGCUCGAAACCGACAACCAUCACAGCCGAGCCAAUACUCUCACGGGUCUUCUCCAAAGUCCCAAAAAGCAAGCACCGAUGUCUCUGGCAGUUCCAUAUCGCCUGCUACAGUGGCUAUGCCACAGACACCAGCACCCGGACAGCACCCGAAGGCCCAAGGUCAACAACCUGUGCUGCAUCAUCCACAGCCUUCCGCACCAAGAUCCCCGCUGAACAAUCCGGGGCGUGGACAGUAUCCCUUCAAUGUGAAUGGGAUUCCCCCUGUGGGCGUCAAUGGACCAGCCAUGGGUGGACCAGGGAUGAUGCCAGGCAUGAUACCUCCUAUGCCGAAUUACCAGGGCCCUCCCGUGGGCAAUCAACAACGUUUCGCCAUGAACGGCAUGCAGUAUCCUCCUGGGAUUGCUAGGCCAUUCCAGCCAGGUCAACAGAUGCCAUUUGUGCCACAGGCUCCUGGACAGGUCCCCCCCGUGGCGAAUCAACAGACUGUGCCGAAGCCCGUUGGCCAUUCCAGGCAACCUUCGACAGACACCAGUUCACAACCGACGCCGAUAUCACGACCAGGCCCAAUUGCCCGACCCUCCAGCACAACGCCUGACAAGCAGAAACCGAUACAAAGAUCGCCCGACGCUGAUGUGGAGCAUCUCGCGACACAACUAGGAAGUAAAGCACUGCUGGAUGAUACCGAUGAGCCAUUCCUGGAGAACGCGGAGUCACGAAUCGGCCUUGCGCCUGUCGGUCCUCCUCCGUCGACGAGAAUGCCGUUCGCAAGUAGCUUUUCGGAGCUCAAACAGGAGCCUUUUGCACCCAUCAACCACGGAUGGGGCGGCUUCCAUUCUGGUGUAUCUCCCGCAGCUAAUUGGGGAGCUCCAGGAACGCAACGACCUAGCCCUGGCUGGUCUCAACCUCCAUUUGGCGCCCUCGGUGGUGUGCCUCAACCUAUAUCAAGGUCGCAUUUUCCUCGGCCGAUUGCUGUCCGAUUGAUGCUUGUUCAGGCAUGCCGACAGUUGUCACAAACUCCUGGAUCCAGUGCCGACGGCUAUCACCCCGCGCAAGCAGUCCUUCGACAGUUGGAAAUGAUCAAGGCUCCCGGUGAACCGCUUGUUUCCAUGGACGAAAUGCUGGGUAUUUGCGACACAGAAGGGAACCCUCAAAAUGGUGGAGGUUCGUUCGAAGUCGUCAUCGACAAAUCCAGAGGACAAGUUAUCAAAUUUGUGGAAGAUGCGCCCGGCCCACACAGAGGCAGUGUUGGAGAAAUUGGAAGCCCUGUCAUGGGACACAGUCAACAUAUCCAAACGAGUCCGUUCGGGGGCAUUGGCACAAGCAGUUUCGGACCGCCGGGCAGGAGUUUCUAGUGGCUGACUCCACCAAGGACCAAAGCUCAGCCUCAUAGUGAUGAGCGACGCGUCCAUGCGCAGGCCGUGCCGUUGGGACUUCGGCGAAGCAUGUCAGCGAAUUAAGAGGCGGCUCGUUUUGUUACCGCCUGGUUGUUGUAUGCUCAACAAUGGGGAAAAACUUGUUGUGAUCACGAAGGCUGUGUGUGUGUGUGACUGUGUGUUUGCUUGUCCUACUCCUUCUCUCAUUUGAAGGGUUGCGUGUUUGAUUAGCAAUUCCGGCUCGAGGUUUUCCUGGUCUCGUUUCAUCAUAAAGCAUUUGGUGACUGGUUCGGGAUGCGUGGGCAGGCUGCCGUAUCGGACUAUCCGCCUUUUUUUUUGUCCCUUUUGAAGGGGAAAUUACGGAGUCGUCAAUUCAAUAGCAGUGUCAAUCAUAUGAAGCAGUGUUUUUGAACUGCGGGUAUGAUGAUUGAGCAUACCAUAAUUUCAAAAAGACAUUUUUUCCGUCACCGAUUGUUUUUGGAGAUUGAUUAUGUAUAUAUUUAUACCAGUAGCUCCUCAAAACUUCCACCGAGUAUGAGGCGGAAAG